AUGGAGAUUCAGCAUUUAACGUCACGAUUGAAAGACAUCUUAAUAGAUCCAGAGAAUGCCAACAUGGAAACAUUUCCAAUCGAGACCACGUAUACCUGCAAAAUUCCAGCCACAAACGAGAACCCCCUCUGCCUCCAAUGCCAGACCCUCUACACACAACUCGAGCCGUAUAUCGAAGACAAGACCAUUCCUCAAGCCAACCCUCCACAUCGAAGAGGCAGCAUCAAGCUUACGAAACUCAAAGGUACCAUUCAUCCCGACGAGCUUAACCAAACCUCAUACCCAUUCACCUGGUACAUGUCGACCGAUUUCCGCCGAAUCCCUAAUGAUACCUUAGUCGACGAAAUGGGAGAACAUCUGCUGCAGGUCCUGCCGUACGUGCUCAUAGGGAAUGUCCGCAUCCACGCAGCCUUAGUGGAAAACGAUGGUCGUGUUACUGCGCAUUUCAUGAUUGAUGCCGACAAUGGGCGUAUACCGGAGAAGAAGUGGUUUCGUGGAAUGUGGACGCGGUAUGCGGCGGACUAUGACUCUUUGGAGAUUUACGAUGGGGGGAGUGAUCCUCUACGAAGGCGACUGUUGUUUUUUAAGGCGGCGCUGGAUGUGGAUGAGUUGAAUUUGGAAUAUGAUGUUCAUUAA
Messenger RNA from Aspergillus versicolor CBS 583.65, 636 nucleotides. RefSeq lists its product as uncharacterized. The record is from RefSeq and is a predicted model, not a curated record. The transcript has a single exon. Lineage: Eukaryota; Fungi; Ascomycota; Eurotiomycetes; Eurotiales; Aspergillaceae. Bases 1 to 636 code for a protein of 211 amino acids.